Messenger RNA from Hipposideros armiger (great roundleaf bat), 3567 nucleotides. It is a transcript of the gene CCR6, whose product is annotated as C-C motif chemokine receptor 6. Gene Ontology annotation, molecular function: C-C chemokine receptor activity; C-C chemokine binding. The transcript is spliced from 3 exons. Gene Ontology annotation, biological process: calcium-mediated signaling; thymocyte migration; positive regulation of dendritic cell chemotaxis. Gene Ontology annotation, cellular component: external side of plasma membrane; membrane. The record is from RefSeq and is a predicted model, not a curated record. Bases 2124 to 3236 code for a protein of 370 amino acids. Lineage: Eukaryota; Metazoa; Chordata; Mammalia; Chiroptera; Hipposideridae.
ACGUGCACACACAGGUACACACACACAACACACACUUUCUUUUAGUCCUUGUUCCUUGAAUUGCAGGCCAUUGCUGUUUAUGAAAGUCAGCUCAGAUUUUAGAUCUUCUGCCUUAAUUUAAUUUUAACAAGCUGUUAAACUUGUUAUCCAAUUUGUCUAAAUUAAAAUUUUAACUGUUUUCCUUGCUGAUAGCAUUUCAGUAAAUAUUGUUUUCCGCAUAUUUAAUUUCCUGGGUAGCGUCUACCCUUGGCCACAUAGACAAACGAGUGGAGGUCUGUUGGCCACACCUCCGGCCUCUGCAGCACCGCCUCUCCUCUCGGGGCUUCCCGUCCAUUUGCCGCCCGCCCGGGCGUCUGCGGUCACCCCAAUCCUGGUCCCGCCAGAGAGCCGACUGGUGACUCCUCUCCCUGAGAGUUUGUCGGCAGUUAGCUGAAACGCUUGCUGCUACAGACUUACCCUGGGUCCCACCUGUCCCUCAUCACGUGUGUGACCAGAAGACUCCCAAAGCUUCAAAGUCCAAAGAAAUGGUUUCUGCGACACAGUGACCCUGGGGAGGCUGCUGGUGAUGAGGCUGGGCGCGUUGGGGGCAACGGGGUGCUGCCUGGGGCUCCUAAGCGGCGGCGUGUGGGUUAUCGUCCUUUCCUUGGCUCGCUGGGCUGGUUCUGAUUUUCAGGGCGCAUAUUAUCAGGUGCUCUUUUCAAUUUUGAAUGAAUUCAUCAAUUAGCUGUUAGUUUCUGAGACAUUGUCUUUUGGUCAAGGCACCUAAAACAAAAACGGUACUGGGAAGCCCCAUUAUUUUAGUGAAUAAAAAUGUAAGUCGACAUUUUAAAUAGUAUGUUAAAAACGUACUCUAAUUGAGUAACAUUAAGUUUUUCUUAAAGUAACACUUGCUUUCCAUGUGUGGUGACAUCUUCGAAAUGUUAACAUUGAGAGGCAGAGGCUAAGUUACCACCAGCUGCAUAUGGUUAACCUUGCGAGCUCAGCAUAUUGGCUCCUCAUUGAAAAGGUGGUAUAUUUAUACGGUUUCAAACCCUGUACGCAAGUCACAUGAAGGUUCAGCCUAUUAUUCUGUGCCUCUAAAAAAGGAAGGGAAGCCCUUGCAAGGCAAAUCUUUUAGUGAAAAUUGAUUUCCAUCAUGUCUACGAUGAUAAGACAAUCGAUCAGAAGUUACCUGGAGGUCCGCGUAAUCUGUUUGAUGUGAUUUCUAAGCGACUCCAAGUUGGAGACACGCGGAGACCAACAUGCCGCCCAAGGGCUGUUGACCCACUAGCCUUGGUGGCACCUUCGCCUGCUCGCCGCCUCAGACAAUGUGACAUGAAGACAGCGAGCUGGUGGGGUGAGCAGCGUGUGCCUGGCUCUCACGCCCGGCUCUCAACGGAUGGAAGAAUGAGCAUGUUCUCUAGGUCAACUUUGCCCGUGCUCCCCGGGGCGAGGAGCUUUGGGACGCGGUUCCUUGAAUGGGGCUGUGAUGUAAAUAUCCAAAGCACGGUGCCCUCAGAGCCUUCCCAGACUCACCUCACCCCGGGGCACUCUUUCCACUCCCUCGUCCCUCCGUUCUUCUCUGAGCACCCCCAGGACUCAUGUCUAAGUGCCGGUCUAUUCCAGUGGUCCAGUCACUUGAUGCUAGAAUUCCCUAGGAAGCAACAGUUCCACGCUGGAAUGUGCAUUUGAAUAAUAAUGAGACUGUGAGUGCCCAGGUCAGUGAUGAAAGCAGACGUCCAGAGGACCCACAGAUCUCACCCACCACCAAAGUGUGUCAACGAUUCCAAAGAGACAGACAAGCACUAUGCACAGAGAAGCACCCCUUCCAUCCAUCACAGCUUACUAAGAAUGGGUGCUGGCUACAGCUUAACAGGAAGCACCGGGACAGUGCGUGUGAAAACACUGCUCUCAAGGCGCCUGGGUUCACCCACUCAUCGCACAGGAGGAAGCUGCCUGUGGCCCACUUCCUGUGGUUCUCCAGGGACCGUGCCCCAACAGUCCACGGAGCCCCGGUUUGUGUGCAGCAAGCCAUCCAGACACGCAGAUUCGCCUCGUCCUGUGAACUCUGCUGGAGAGCCAGGGACUUGAAGUCCCUUCCCUUCGACACCAGGCACGGGUUUCCGCCCAGGUCAAGCGUCACGAUGAACGUGGAACCAAAGAAUUCCACCAGCCCCUACGAUGACUACUAUUUGGAGUCAAGUAGCACUGAGGAUUAUCCUGAUGUCUUCGUAUGCAGCUUGCAGGAGGUCAGGGAGUUCUCCCGGCUGUUUGUGCCGAUCGCGUACUCCCUGAUCUGUGUCUUUGGCCUCCUGGGCAACACUCUGGUGGUGAUCACCUUCGCUUUCUACAAGAAAGCCAAGUCUAUGACUGACGUGUACCUCCUGAACAUGGCCGUGGCAGACAUCCUGUUUGUCCUCACGCUUCCCUUCUGGGGAGUCCACCAUGGCACCGGCCAGUGGAUUUUCAGCAACGUCACGUGCAAACUGAUGAAAGGCCUCUACGCCGUCAACUUCCACUGUGGGAUGCUGCUGCUGGCCUGCGUGAGCGUGGACCGCUACAUCGCCAUCGUGCAGGCCACCAAGUCCUUCCGCCUGCGGUCCAGGACCUUAGUGCACCACCGGGCCAUCUGCCUGGCCGUGUGGGCGGUGUCCAUCCUCAUCUCCAGCCCCACCUUCAUCUUCAGCCAGAAGUACAACAUGCAGAACAGGGACGUCUGCGAGCCCAGGUACCACCCGGACUCUGAGCCCGUCCACUGGAAGCUGCUGGUGCUGGGGCUGCAGCUGCUAUUUGGCUUCUUCAUUCCGCUGGUGUUUAUGAUGUUUUGUUACCUGUUUAUCAUCAAAACCUUACUGCACGCCCAGAACUCUAAGCGGCACAGAGCCAUCCGCGUGGUCAUCGCCGUGGUGCUCGUGUUCUUGGCUUGUCAGAUCCCUCACAACGUGGUGCUGCUGGUGACCGCUGCCAAUCUGGGCAAAGUGAACCGAUCCUGCAACAGCGAGAAGCUGAUGCGUUACACCGAGAACUUGACCGAGGUCUUGGCCUUCCUGCAUUGCUGUCUCAACCCUGUGCUGUACGCAUUUAUCGGUCAGAAGUUCAGAAGCUACUUCCUGAAGAUUAUGAAGGACCUGUGGUGCGUGAGGAGGCCACAGAAGGCCACAGGCUUCUCCUGCUCCAGGCUGUACUCCGAUACCUUCAUCUCCAGACAGAACAGCGAGACCGUGGACAAUGACAACGCGUCUUCCUUCACUAUGUGAUGCGCCUUGGGAAGUGCUGUGGACGUGCACGGCGAGGAAGAAACACGGCAAAAGCCCCCUGUGCCCACGGGACAGGACCGCACUACUGUCGGGCUGCAGGGGUGCGCGGGCUCUGAGACGCAGCGUUUCCCAGAUUUCCUUCUCCAGAAACACUUGGGGACUCUGCAGCCUCUUACAGCUGGCAGUCCCCAAAACAUCCUCUGGGAAAGACUGAAUUAAAGGGAAUUGUUUACAUGCAUGAACAUUUUCAGAAAUAGUUACAAAGCAGUCCUAGACUCCAAUUUCUUGUGGUCACAGCAGAAAGCCACAUGGGUUGAAAAACAAAAAAAAA